AUGGCGAAUCCUUGCGAAGUCCGAGGCACUGAGAUAACUUUAUGGCGGGGAACAAGCAAACGAAAUCUUGAAACUUUCAGAGAAGUUUGGAAGGAUAUAAACAAGAGAGGGAGGGAGCAAAUGGACUUGACAAAACCAGACAAGCCCCCGCCUCAACACCACGCCUCAUCCGUUUUCGCGUCAUUACAUCGAAAACCCCGGCCCGACGCAGACUUAGCAUCCAAGGCUGCCGAAGCGCGUGAAGAAGCCAUAAAAUCCGCAAAGCGGUAUCUCCUUGAAACCAUCCGUGAUGACUGGUCCUACGAACACCAAUCCGCUACUUCUCCUCCCGAAUCGGAGAGCCAGCACUUGCAAUCACAACCGCAAUCAGCUCUGAUCUGCGGCACUUUGGAUGGAGCUGUACAAUUACAUGCUCGCGAGGUGCGAGAAUGGCGGGAACGGGAACAGGAUAGCUCAUGUUCGGAAACUGGAGGAGUCGGAGUAACUUUUAAGGAAAUAGAUCCAGGACUCGUACACCCGCUCUCCGCUACCUAUGAGGUUAGAGACCCAUACAGGUUUGAGUCACCGGAUGCGGUGGAAGACAGCAUUUUGGAGAGAAAGAGGAAACGGCGGAGGGUUGUGGAGGAGGAAAUGGCGUGGAAUGAAGGGUUGAGGAUAUGGAUGGAAAGACGGAAUGCGUGGACAGGGGCUAGGUUGCCCACGACCGCAGCGGAUAGCCAAAGGAAUGGAACUGUUGUAGGCACUACUGGAAGCAAUGAGACAAGUGGUUCUGGGAGCCGUUACUAUGGAGAAAACGAGGAUGCGGAGAUGGCUUCCCCGGAUUCUACUGGGCAAGGGGAUGGCCCGUUACGACCUCCUCCUGCCUCAUUUGCUAGUGCUCCGCAGGGGGCAGAUGCUCAGAUCCUUUCGCCUAGUGAUUUAAUCGUCGACAUGGACAUCAGAGAAGCCGUCUCAACCAUCAACGCUGACGACAACCCCAACCCCAACUCCAAUCAACCUCGUGUCCCACAUUCUGGGGAGCCGCUAAUCCCUGUCGUGGAACCCCUCCUCCCAAUCACCAACGUCGUCCGGGCUUCUAUAAAGCCCUCUAUAUACCCUUCUAUAUAUAGCAAAGUCGUCAUCCAAUCUUUGACACCGGCUAUACCCAUAAAUCUGUCAGAUGUUACCAAGGCCCUAGUCCAAGGCUGGAAGGCGGAUGGCGAAUGGCCACCAAAGCCAACCAUCACCCAAGAUGUACCUAUUGUGAAAAAACGAACAGGAGGAAAUAAGCCCCCUAUCACCGAAGAUGCGGGGAAAUCGAGGCGGCUGAGUGGUUCUGGUGUUACGGGGGCUGUGAAGAAGGUUCUGGGCCUAUCUGGUAUCCAUACCGGCCGCCGCUUUCACAUUCGUGGCGGGAGUCAUGGUGAUGCCGUUACUGCUGCAGGUGCGUUUUCACCAACUACGUCGGGUGCUGCGCCGAAUGAACUUGGCGAAGCGCGUUAG
Messenger RNA from Histoplasma mississippiense, 1482 nucleotides. RefSeq lists its product with no specific name. The transcript has 2 exons. Bases 1 to 1482 code for a protein of 493 amino acids. The record is from RefSeq and is a predicted model, not a curated record. Lineage: Eukaryota; Fungi; Ascomycota; Eurotiomycetes; Onygenales; Ajellomycetaceae.